AUGGAGUGGUCCGCAGCGCGCGCGCCGGUCUGGCAGUUGGGCCAAGUCACCGCACAUUUUGGAUGUGAUAACGUGGCGUCACCAUCAGUUUACAUGCUCGCGGUCGGGGCUCCGUCGCGCGUCCUCGCGCCCCGGCGCGCGCCGCGCGGCGCCGUCCGCCGCGCCGUACCCGCGAAGAAGCCGCCGCUCGUCAUCCGCGCCGCGAGCCACGGCGACGACGCUCCCGCGGAUGCUUCCGCUCGUCGUCCGCGCCUCGUCGACCCAUCGAACGAAUCGAAGAAGCGCGUGACGACGACCGGGGCGAAAAGGGCUGUCGAGACCUGCGUCGCGUGCGGCGGCGUCGGCGUCGUCGAGUGCCGCGCGUGCGGGGGCAAGGGCACCCUCGCCGCGGGGGGCUUCCACGCCAAGAACCACGUGGACAUGGCCAACGUCGUGGGCACCAAUUGGACCGCGCACAGGCGCACCAAGGGAUGGCGGCACUUCGAGUGCAUCGGCAAGUCCCCCGCGGACAAGGCGAACGGCAAACCCCGCGCGUCGGUGCACCUCGCCGCCACGUGCGACAGGGACGUCACCGUGUGGGUCGACGUGAAGGAGCUCAAGGACCGACACCUGUGGAGCGCGGGGUGGAAGCAGCGAGAGGACCUCGACUGGAUCGGGGACCCCGACCAGCCGGGAGGGGCCGUCGCCGUGCCAAAACCAGGCGCCCCGUGCGUAGCGUGCGACGGCGAGGGGCGGGUGCCGUGUCAGCGGAGGGGGUGCGUCAACGGCGCUGAACGGGUGCGAAAACAGAGGGAGGUGAUCGAGCGAACCGAGCGGACGUUCAAGAAGGUCAUCAAGGCGACGCGAGGGGAGGGGACGGAGGGUGAGGCGGGUGAGGCGGCGGCGGAGCUGCGAAGGCGGAUGAAGCGGCAGCUCAAGGACAUGGCCAAGGCCAAGCCCGGCGGGAGGGCGGGCAGGGACCGAGGCGACACCGUUUCGAGGGGCAACAACGGGAACGGGGAGGAGGACUGGGGCGCGUGGGGCCGGAGACGAAGGGACGAGAAGCUGGAUAAGUGGAUGCGAGCGGGCGCCGUCCCAGACGAGGAUUGGCCCGAGGAUGACGAGAAAAAGCCGAGGUCGCGUCGCAGAGAGCGGCGACGGAGGGGGCGCGACGCGGGCUGGGACGAUCAGCAGUGA
This is a messenger RNA of Micromonas commoda, 1176 nucleotides long. RefSeq lists its product with no specific name. NCBI's taxonomy places the organism in Eukaryota, Viridiplantae, Chlorophyta, Mamiellophyceae, Mamiellales, Mamiellaceae. The record is from RefSeq and is a predicted model, not a curated record. The transcript has a single exon. The coding region runs from base 1 to 1176 and encodes 391 amino acids.